ACUGAGACCGCGGCAGUGUUGUUGUGAGUGUGUGUGAGUGUUAGCGCCAGGUUAGCUCACAGUUCGUGUGUGGAUGCACGGACGCUAACGGUCACGACGAUGGAAAUCUGUCUGAACAGUUCAGCCGAUCGUCGGGAGCGACGGUUAGAAGUUGAUGACUUGAAGGGAAACUUUGCGUCAGAAUUCACCUUCUUACCAAACUCGCAGCAGUCCAUCCUGGAGGAGCGAGAACACCUGCAGGUUUACCUGAGGAUCAGGCCCUUCACGUCAGCCGAGCAUAACAGCACAGAGUCACAGGACUGUGUGUCCAUCGAGUCUGCAGACACUGUCCUGCUGAAGCCUCCCAGUGUGUCUCUGUCAGCGAGGCUGAGUGUGGACAGAUCACUGCCACACACUGGACAACGCUUCCAGUUCUCUCAGGUCUUUGGUCCAGAGACGACACAGAGGGAGCUGUUUGAAGGGACGGUGAAGGAUCUGGUCAGAGACGUCCUGCAUGGAGCCAACUCUCUGCUCUUCACGUACGGCGUCACCAACGCUGGCAAAACCUUCACCUUCCUGGGUCCAGAUGCUGACGCUGGGAUCCUGCCCAGGUCUCUGGACCUGAUCUUCAACAGCAUUGACGAGCGCGUCUUCACGGGGACCGGCAUCAAACCUCAGCGCUGCAGAGAGUUCAGCAGACUGAGCACAGAGCAGCAGGUGGAGGAGGCGGCGUUCAAGAGGAACCUCUUCAGACAGCUAAAAGAGAGCGAGCGGAGCAACGUCAGCCUCCUGAACUCCACCAAUAAGACUCUGCUUGAAGGAGCGUCCAUGUUGGGAACAAGCGUGGCAGCAGAGGACAAAAUCAGCCUGGAGGUGCCGCCGCACACCAAGUUCUCUGUCUGGGUUUCCUUCUGCGAAAUCUACAACGAGAACAUCCACGACCUCUUGGAGGUUUUGCCCAGUGGCGCCCCCAGGAGGACGGUGCUGCGGUUGUCGCAAGACGUCAAGGGCAAUGCGUUUGUCAAAGAUCUGCGCUGGGUUCAGGUUACCAGCGCAGAAGAAGCUUUCAAGGUGAUGAAGUUUGGUAAGAAGAACCAGAGCUUCUCCUCCACCAGACUCAACCAGGUCUCCAGCAGAAGUCACAGUGUUUUUUCUGUUCGUGUGCUGAAGUUGGAGGACGUUGGAACUCCACGUGUUCACACAGUCAGUGAGUUGUGUCUCUGUGAUCUGGCCGGAUCAGAGCGAUGCGCCAAGACGCAGAACAGAGGCGAGCGUCUGAAAGAAGCGGGUAACAUCAACACAUCCAUGCUCAUCCUGGGGAAAUGUAUCAACGCUCUACGACACAAUCAACAGGCCAAGCUGCUCCAGCACGUUCCCUUCAGAGAGAGUAAACUCACUCACUACCUGCAGAGUUUCUUCUGUGGUCGAGGUAAAGCCUGCAUGAUCGUCAACAUCAACCAGUGUGCGUCCAUGUACGACGAGACCCUCAAUGUCCUCAAGUUCUCCGCUGUGGCACAGAAGGUUGUGGUUCUGACCACGAAGCCUCUUCCCAUCAAACCCCUCAGGUCUGCCAGUGAGGUCUGCACUCCUCGCAGCAGCAGGAGGAGCUCUUUGAACGGCUGGGAGAGCAGCCUGGAGGACGUUCAGGAGGACAUGGACGAGGACAGCCUGAUGGAGACCACGGUGGAUCCUAGUGGAAAUGAAGAAGGUGGCAAAGAAAACGACGAGAAAAUCCUUAUCAGUAAAGUGACGCAGCAGAGGCAGGUGGCGCUGUUGAAGCAGCUCCAGCUGCAGCUGAAGAAGGAGCGAGCGGAGGGUUUGCUGAUGGAGGCUCGAGUGAGGGAGGAAAUCAGCAGAGAGUUCUCUGAACUUUUCUCGGACAUGCAGAAGGACUACAAUGAACGCCUUGCGAGGGAAAGAGAAAUCUUAGAGGGGCGAGCAGAACGGCGGAUGGAGAUCUUCAAGAACCUCAUCGACAACAUGACCAAUGCAGGAAGCAGUUACGAUGCAAAGGACUUGGACAAAUCUCUGGACCCUCACUCCACUGAACUGGUGGAAAUGAAGAUGGCUGCUGAGGCCGCCUGUAAAUGUCUGGGCUCAGGUCGCGCAGAGUCCUGGGACGACAGAGGCGGCGCUGUGGAGGAGCUCAAGACGAAGAUGUUGGAGAGGCACGAGGAACAAACGGCUCGCAAGCACAGAGGUGAAACCAGCAGAGAUGAGGAGGAGGGAGAGAAAAGGAAGUUCCUGCUUCAGUCUUCACAGAUUUCUCUGGUGGAGGACAGGAGACAAAGAGAUCAGCUGCAGGAGGCUCUGUCCACUCUGGAGAAGGAGAAGAAAGCCAGAGAAGAUGUCCUUGCUGCUCUGGAGUUCCAGACUCUGGGCAAAGAGGAGGCGCUGGCGUCUGUAGAGGAGGAGAGGAAAGCAAAAGAGGAGGCGCUGGUGACGGUUAGAGAGCUGAGAAGAGACAGAGACGAGGCCGCGGCCGCCCUGACAGAAAUGAAGCAGAGCAGAGACGACGGAGAGAAGGCGUUUCUGGAGAGGCAGAUAAAGUUCAGCAGACUGGUGGAGGAGAGAGAGCAGCAGCAGCAGCAGGUCAGAGAGCUGGCCGUCAAACUGGAUCUUACUGAGAAAAAGGAGACGAGCGAGGAGGAGCGAGCCUCACAGGCGUCGCUUCAGCUGCAGACCGCUCAAGCACAACUGGACCAACGUUUGAAGGAAAUCCAGGAGAAGAAUUCCCGGAUCCUCUCCCUGAAACAGGAGCUGCAGGCCGUCACAGAUUUGUCCUCCAGCGAUGAGCCCAAACACCAGGUGUCGGAGCUCCAGAGGAAUCUGGCUGACGAGAAGGAGAAAAGCGAGAGCAGGCGUCUGCAAAUGCUGGAGCUGGAGCGUGAGCUGGUGCAGACCAAAGAACAGCUGGAGACCAUCAACGAUGAGCAGGACGCGUCAGGUCUGCAACUCAACGAGCUGAGAACAAAGCUUCAGGAACGAGAGGAGAUCAUCUCCACACUGGAGAAUCAGGAGCGAGAUGCUAAAGAACAAGCAGAGCUGCUAAGAACAAAGCUUCAGGAACGAGAGGAGAUCAUCUCCACGCUGGAGAAUCAGGAGAACGUUUCCACUGGAGAAGCAGAUCAGCUGAGGUUGAAGCUGGAGGAACAACAGGUGGAGUCACAGAAGCUCCUUGAAGAGCUUAAACACGACCUGAAGCACCAGCAGGAAACUUCGAACAAAGUCCUCACUGAUUUGAAGCAGAAGUUUUGUGAAGAGGAGAAAACUGUGGAGCUGCUCAGAACUGAGCUGGAAGAAGCUCGGCUCAAACGUUCCUCCAGCUCUGCUGCUGCUGAAGAAGAGCUCAGGAGGUCCAACUCUGAACUGCAGACAGAGGUGGCUUCCCUGAGGUCAAAGGUCGCAGACAUGGAGGAGGUGAAAGCAUCAGAAGCUCAGUCCACGUCUGAAACGGACAAACGGACGGAGGAGAAGCUGGCAGCAUCUACAGAUCUGCAGAAGAAGCUGCAAGAAAUGGAGGCACAGCUGACGUCCCUGCAGAAGAGCCUGAAGGAGGCGCAGGAGCGCCGGGACGAGGAGGAGAUCCAGGCGGUCCAGGAGGCUCGGCGGCGGGAGGCAGAGCGUCGCAGGGAGCUGCUGGCCGUGGCUCACGAGGCCAUCGCUCAGAAAGACGAGGAGCUGGAGAAGAGAGCGGAGGAGAUCAUCAGACUGAAGGAAAACGCCACGCAGGACUCAGAGAAAGUGACAAGCCUCGGUGUGGACCUUCAGAGGAAAGAGGACGAGGUGUCGGACAUGAGAGAGAAACUCGCCGACUAUAAGAAGCAGAUCCAGCAGGUUCAGAAAGAGGUUUCUGUCAUGAGGGAAGAUGAGAAGCUUCUGAGGCAAAGACUGAACGAUGCAGAGAAAAGCAGGAAGCAGCUUCAGUGUGACGUGGCCAGCAGAGACAGAAGCAUUCAGCAGCUCAGAGCGGAACAAUCCUCCGACAGCAGGUCUGAGCGGAACACCUGUGCAGACCUGCAGGCUAAAGAGCGUGUGAUGGAGGACAUGCGUUUGGCUCUGACGGAGCAGGAGGAGACGCAGGCGCAGAUGGAGGAGGUUCUGGAGGAGAAGCUCCACCUCAUCCAGGAACUCUCUGAAGAAGUGGAGAGACUUAAAGCGUCGCAGGGCGGCGGCGCUCAGGUGGAAACACAGUCACAUGACCUCAGCCUGGUCAGACAGGAAGCUGCGAGGGCUCAGGAACAACUGAAGCUGUGCACAGACAAACAUCAGGCCGAGAGAAGGAAGUGGCUGGAGGAGAAACUGUCUCUGAUUGGUCAGGCUAAAGAGGCCGAGGACAAGAGGAACCAGGAGAUGAGGAAGUUUGCCGACGACAGAGAGCGAUACAUGCGACAGCAGAGUCGUAUGGAGAGUGAUCUCUCUGAGAAGGAGCAGACGAUGGACAUGUGGAGGACAGAGAGGGACACGCUGGUCUCUGCUCUGGAGGUUCAGCUCCACAAACUCCUCAGCAGCCAAGCACAAAAAGACAAAGAGAUCCAGGAGCUGCGCCGCAACACCACACAACCACCAGCAGAGUGUGAUGGUGGCGUUGCCGUGGCGGAGCUGCAGGCUGCUCUGCGUGAGCGAGACGCAGACGUCCAGAGACUGAAGGAGGAGCUGAAGACGAUGAGAGACACAGAGGUCACAGAGGCUAACAACAGUGAAAGCCCUGUUGCUCUGGCAGGGAAACCCCACAGCCUCACCGUCAACAGGAGGUCUGCAGAACGACGGGAAACCAGAGCAUCGGUCAGCAGUCAGGGCUCCUCCGGUUUUCCGUCCGUCCUGGAGUCGUCGGAGAUUUCCACGGAGAACGGCCGGACGAGGCGCUUCCCUCGACCCGAGCUGGAGAUCUCCUUCAGCCCGCUGCAGCCCAACCGCAUGGCCCUGCGUCGCCAGGGCGACGACAACGCCGUCACCGUCAAGAUCACGCGCUCUGCGCGUAAGAGGAAGAGCGGCGAGAUGGAAAAGUCUCAUAUUUUCAGGAGGAGUAAACGACAAACGACACGCGAGGAGGAGGUGGAGGCAGAGAACAGGAGGAACACGAGGACCAAAGUGCCGCCAAAGCUGACCCCACACAAAGAGGAGAGCUCCUCCCCCGCCGGUCGCCUUGACUCCCGCAGCAGGAAAGAGGGAACGCUGCAAAAGAUCGGAGACUUCCUGCAGAGCUCGCCAACGCUGCUCGGCACCAAAGCAAAAAAGAUGGUCGGUCUGAUGAGUGGACGCAGUGAAGCAGAGUCUUCAUCCUCGUCUUCAUCACUGAGUCUGAGAGCGAAGAAGAACAAACGUAAACUGUACAGACCUGAGAUUUCAUCACCGAUGGAUCUGCAGUCAAACACUAUCAUCAGUUUGGAUCCAGAGGAGCGAGAGCAAGAGAGCGACCAUCAGAUCAUUAAGAGACGUCUUCGCUCCAGGAUUCUCAAAUAAUUCAGCUCCGUUAUUUAAACAAUUUUUUUUAUAUGUUUUUUAAGAAUAGUUCUCAUUGUGUUAUUGAUCUCCGUGUCUGUGAUGAAGGUAAAUCACUUAGUUAAGCUUUUACUUUAUAUUAGUGAUCAAUAAUCAGCUGUUAGCUAAUGCUAUAUCCACACCACUGUUACUACACUUUUGUAUCUCUGUUCACUUUAUAGACAAAAUACUGACUUUUACUUUGAAGUGCAAUUAAUUCCUUGUGUUUAUUUCCUGUGUUAGA
This is a messenger RNA of Solea senegalensis (Senegalese sole), 5704 nucleotides long. RefSeq names its product kinesin-like protein KIF20B. Lineage: Eukaryota; Metazoa; Chordata; Actinopteri; Pleuronectiformes; Soleidae. Gene Ontology annotation, molecular function: microtubule binding; microtubule motor activity; ATP binding. The transcript is spliced from 36 exons. The record is from RefSeq and is a predicted model, not a curated record. Bases 100 to 5442 code for a protein of 1780 amino acids. Gene Ontology annotation, biological process: mitotic spindle organization; microtubule-based movement.